Messenger RNA from Zeugodacus cucurbitae (melon fly), 6180 nucleotides. RefSeq lists its product as uncharacterized. The record is from RefSeq and is a predicted model, not a curated record. Gene Ontology annotation, biological process: protein desumoylation. Gene Ontology annotation, molecular function: SUMO-specific endopeptidase activity. The transcript has 11 exons. Gene Ontology annotation, cellular component: nucleus; cytoplasm. The coding region runs from base 670 to 6057 and encodes 1795 amino acids. NCBI's taxonomy places the organism in Eukaryota, Metazoa, Arthropoda, Insecta, Diptera, Tephritidae.
AUACACAAACUAUCUGACGUUCGUUUCGGGUUGAGUUUUGGCCAAUUACUUGUGAAAAAUCUUUGUUUAUUUCGCAGAAAAUAUUAAAAAAAAAAAUUAAUAAUAAAGAAAAGGAAUAAUAAUUAGAAUAUUGUGUUGCUGAUAUAUAUAUUUUUAAAAGAAAUGUAUUGCCACGGCAGUUCAGUAUUAAGAAAUAACAUUUUGGGGUACCUCUAUUUCCUACUCGUAACAUAUAAACGUUGUAGUGGGACCACUUUUCGUGCCAAAACAAACGAUUCGAAAUGUCAUAUGACAAUCGGUUGCAUUUUCCUGUUUAUACGAAAAUGAAGAAGAAAUAAGAUAAUGUCAAAAUGAUAUUGCCGCGUAGGUGGCGCUGUGAUGAAAAAGCAGUGGCUACCUUGUACGCGUUUUCGAAGUUCGAAAUUUCGGAAACGUUCAACAGAAAAUGUCAUUCGUCGCGGUGCGGUGCGAGGUAGUUUACUCCAUUUCCACGCCAUAUUUGAUUUCUCGCAAGAAGAAAGCAAUUUUUGUGUGAAACUUAAUUUCAAUUUCGGAGUGAUAUUUGGAGUUUAACGAAAUGAGUUUUAUUUAAAAACAACGUAGAAAACUAUUGGCAUUGCAAAAAUUUAUUUUUGAGUUCGAUAUUGUGCCAUUAAAUAGAGGCCCCAAAUGGCGCAAUAUUACCAAAUACAAAACUUGGAAGAUUUAAAGCAGAUAUACGCAGAUGUCCAAGUUGUUCAUGUUGCUAGUGAAGAUGUUGGCGUCGGUAGCCAUAACCGACCCCAGCAAUUACUCCUGCCGGAUGAUCAACUAAUGUUAAAUGAAGGUCAGCAGGUAGUUUAUCAAACUACAAAUGUACCAGCACAGCAACAAUAUCAGCAACAGCCCACAGCUGCAACUACUCAAUAUAUAAUAGGAGAUGAAAUCUCGCAACAACAACAACCAGUUCAACAUCAACAAGUUAUGUAUGACCAUCAUCAUCAACAACAGCAGCAACAUUAUGUACAUGAAAGCCAACAAUUGCCGCAGGAUCACCACCAAUUGGCUCAACAGACACAACAACAGCAACCACAAUUGUAUUAUACCACCGAGCAAAUAUUACAACCGAAUUCCUUAGUACAACAGCAACAGCAGCAAGAGAUGCAACAACAACAACAGUUGCAUGUUCAGCAGCAGCAAUAUCAGCAACAGCAGCAGCAGCAACAGCAAAUUGUACAUCAGCAACAUGCAAUGCAGGCACCACAGCAAACUCAACAAAUAGUUUAUCGAAUGCAAACGCAGCAACAAUCACAAAAUCAACAAACCCAAAUGCUUAAUAAUGCACAUGUUAUAUUACAACAACCAUCGGGUCAACAGGUAUUAAUUCAAUCACCACAACAUCCAGAAAUAAUAAUGCGUCAAUCAAUGCCACAGCAACGUAUUAUUUAUAAUACAAAUCGUGUAUUGUAUACUCAACAACAACAACAACAACCUCAAUCUCAAACCAUUCUUCAGCAAUCUCCACAAACGCAUCAGCAACAUCCACAACAGCAGCACAUACAAUUACAAGCUACACCCACUACUAGUCCAAUUCACACGACAGCACGUUUAGUUCAGACGAGAGUAGGUGCUUCACCUCAAGAAGCGGCACACCAACAUCAACAAACAGCGGCACAACAAAAUGUUGUAUUUCAUCCCAUUCAAACAACUAGUGUUCAAAAUCCUCAACAGUUGAAACCCCAAAUACAACAGCAAUCCCAAAUGGCAUUACAGCAAACACCGCAACAACAUUUGGUAGCUUCAACUAUGAGUACAGGGGUGUCGGGUGGGGGUGUUAUGCGUGGGGCUAUUCGUAAUAAAUCACCACGAGGAGGUGGUACUAUUGGGAGUACUCAUACUCUAAUCGCACGUAUGCCUGUUUCUACAGUAGGUCGAGCUGUACGACCUCCAGUAGCCACACCAAUGCAGUCCCCACAAAAUCCUCGAGCAACUAGGCCUAGAGGAGGAGCAGCAGGAGGUGCACGAGCACGUGGAGCGGCUCGUGGAGCACGUGGAGGAGCUGUAAUCUCUGGUAGAAGCACACAAGUAUCCACACCAAUAGUGCAACCACAGCAGCAACAACAACAACAGCCCCAGCAGUUACAAACCCAACAGCAAAUAUCUCCAUCGCAACAACUUAUGUCGAAUACAAUGAGUAAAAAUAUUACAAUUCUGAACCAACAAGGACAAGUAAAGCAUAUAUAUCGCAACAUUGGUGAUAACCACCAACAACAGAUGCAAUUAGUGACAGGUACAUCGCAGGCGCAACAGCGUACAACACAAAUAGUUGGGGCACGUUUUCGUACUCCCUUAGUGUCCUCCAGUGCGAAUGUGAGUAAUGGUAACAACUCAAGCAAUAGUGGGGGUAGCAGUGGCAACUAUGAAUUAGAUUUAGAAGAUAGUAUUCAAGCCGUUGUGGUAAAAAAGGAUCAACAAAAACCAACUGGAUCGACCUCCAAUAUUGCUAAUCCCGUAGGUACUACUCUAACCAGUUAUUUUGCCAAAGAGGAGGAUGAUACACGUUUAGUGCGGACUCAAAACGGAGCUUGUAUCACUUUAGCUGAAUAUCGCAAACGCCAUAAUCCCAACCCUGCCUCAUCUAGUACAACUACAACAACUAUUUUGCAAAUGAAGACACCAAUACGGGCAAGCGGACCUCCAUCUUCAAAUAAAAUAUUACCGUCGCAUUCUUCAGGAAACCCUGUAAUAGUCCCGGUUGCACGAGUAGCACCUCAACCGAUUCAGUCGACUCAACAAUCUCAAGCGCCGCUGACAAUGACAACUUCGUCGUCCGCGGUACAUCGCACAUCACAUAAUAACUACGAAAUUCAUACGCAACAUGUUAUGCAGAAUAGAAAUAAUACCCAGAUGGCAGAAAAGGAUAGAAACAGUGCCAAAAUGUUGGUUAUACUCGUGUCAGGUGAACAGCGGCUCAUUACAUUCACCUUACCGCGAGAAUCGUGCACCGUUCAAGAUUUGCUUGAACAAGUAGGUGUCCCUUUUGAUAGUUCGACAACGAUACAAUGUGUAGAAAAUCCCGGUGCAAAUAUAGAUUUUGUUGUAACGGUUGGUUUUUCGGUCCAGGAAUCCGCCAGCGAACUAAUUUCUCGUGCUGAACAAACUUUGCAAAUGAAUAGACAACAGGAUGCAAUGGGUGGCAACAAUUUACCAACAACUAAUACUUCUUCAGGGGGUAGUGCCGGAAGUACAAAUGUGCCACAAGGAACUGUUGGUCAGACAGCAAUAACAAACACUUAUGGAAAUUUGACAAAUAACCCAGCUCAAACGUCCAGCGCAGUUGUUAAUGAAUCGACACAUAAAGAUGGAAAUAGCAGUAAUGUAACAGCAAAUACUGUCAAAAACAGCUCUGCAUCAUCCACUAACCCAACAGAGGAUGUUCCACGAAAAAUUAUACAAGGAUUUCUUGCUGUUUGUCAAAGCUGCGGCUUCAGCGGGUACGAUCAUGCUAAAUGUGAACGCUGUAAACGAGUUUUUCUCGAUCCACCGAAACGAGUUCCUUGUGUUAAGAACUUAGGAAAUAAUAACGCUUCAACGACAGCCGACACGAAUUUCUCAAAGUCGAUUGGCAACAGCGAUGUCGUGACAGGUGAUAAACGGCGAGGCAGUGACGCAUUAGCUCGCUCUCAAGCUAAAAAUGCGCCAAGUUCCUACGGUAGCACAGGUAGUAGUGUUUCGUCACGAGGUCGUGGCGGACUUGGCGGCACUGCACGCGGACGCGGAACACGUAGUGGACGCCGAACCGCCGAAGUGGAGCCUGUAAUUCUUACACUAAGUAGUGACGAGGAGGAUGAUGAUGAAUCGUCAAACAAGGCACCAGGAUCGUUUUCUGCAAUUUCUAAUGCUGCAAAUUCUUCAGCAUUUAAAACACAAAAUUACGAGCCAUUGACUUUUGAACAAUCCAUGCCAGAUUUAGAUGAAAAUACAAUUUACGCAGAUUUUCAAAGAGAUGAUGUGACUGAUCUAUCUAAUUGCACCGAUAAGCUAAGUACGGCGUUGCAGUGCAAAGUUGUACGAAUAGGAACAUACCGCUUUGAACCUAAAGAGCCGGUGACUUUUACAUCGAAAGGCGUUUGCCUGGUAGCUCCUUUGGUAAAUAGUCCAAAUGAUAGUUUCCCUUUACAUAUACAUAAAAGGGAAGUUGUAAAAAUUAUCGCACAUUUUUCGAAAGUUUCGGAAUCAAUGUUGUGUUUUUACACCCUACGAAAUUGUGCUCAGUACAUAAAGAACAGUUUACAAAUGAAGGACCACGGCGCGGGAAUUGAUGGCUCUGCUUAUUUUUCACCUAAUGGUCCUUAUCAAGUGCGAAAAAUAAUUUUACAAUUUAAUUCAUGUUCGGAUCAAUCACGCAAUGUAAUAAAAUCCAUUUGGGAUUUUUUCGACGAGAUCUCCGACGUAGAUGCUCAAGAUCUAUUGCAACGUGCGGAAGCUACUGAUAGACAAAUAACAAACAAAUCUAACGAAACCGCACCCACAACAUCCGUUACCACAACCCAACUGAACCCUAACGAAAUAAGACAAUUGCUUAUUUAUCCACCUGGUAAAGGUGGUAUUUCAAUUAAUACAGAAGACUAUCUUUGCCUCGCCACGGACCAAUAUUUGAACGACAUAAUAAUCGACUUUUAUUUAAAAUGGGUUCAUAAUAAUGUGAUACCAGAGACACAGCGGGAACGUGCUUUUAUUUUCAGUACAUUCUUUUAUAAACGUUUAACAACGCUGACACGCCAUCAUCAUAACCCCGACAAAGACGUUAAACAGACUGCAGCACAAAAGCGGCAUGCUCGUGUUCAAAAUUGGACAAAGAAUGUGAAUUUGUUUGAAAAGGACUUCAUCAUUAUUCCUAUUAAUGAGCAAUCCCAUUGGUUCUUAGCUAUUAUAUGCUUCCCGACGUUGAAAGGUCCAGUUACAUAUGAUACCAAUAUCCCAGUAGAACCGCAAUUACUCAAGAAACAAAAAGGAAAAAAGGUGUCACUGCAAAUAGGUAAUACGACGAUUACACCACUCUCUAAAAGAGAUAGCAGUACGAUGUUAGCUGAAGUGUGUGGAGUUGGUGAUGAUGACAGCGAGCGUGAUGAAGCAGAAGGAGACGAAAGUGAUUUAGCAUCCGAAGAUAGCGAUUUUGAUAGUGGUGCAAGCACAUCGGCUGUAUCUGCAACAGUUAGUGGAGCGGUGGCGCCUUCCAACAGUAAUACGUCUAAUAACAAUACAAGUAGCGGAGUUAAAUCGCAAGCAAUUAAACAGCCAUUAAUAUUGAUUUUCGAUUCUCUGGCGGGAGCUUCUCGAAGUCGUGUUGUUGCAACAUUGCGAGACUAUCUGACAUGUGAAUAUCGGGCGAAAAUGCCUGAUUCCACUCCUCAUGUAUUUAACAAAGAUAAUAUGCCAGGCCAUUGUGUGAAAGUGCCACAGCAAAAUAACUUCACAGAUUGUGGUCUAUACUUAUUGCAAUAUGUAGAACAUUUUUUUAAGGAUCCAAUUAGAGACUAUAGACUGCCAAUCAAACAGUUAAGUAAUUGGUUUGAUACUUUAACAGUUACGCGUAAGCGCGAAGACAUUUCGCAAUUAUUGCAACAAUUGAUGAACGAGAGAAAUGGGCCAAAUCAUCAAGUUAUUUUGCCGGAAAUACCAUUGCCCACUUCAAAUGGCCAACUUGUCGAACCCCCUGAGGGUUAUAAUAUUGAAUUCGAAGAGGAAGAAACGUGCGAAGAUGCAGCAGAGGAGGACGAUGAUAAUACGGAUGCCGAUGGCACACCGAAUGAUGCUGACGGUACUGCCAGUAGUACACACACAGAUGAACUGGUUAGUGUUAAAGUACCAACUACAAAGACGGUGACAACCACGGCCUUAGUACCUACGCAGGGACGAAAAAUUGUCGUAAAAAGGCGAAUGCAACUAGUUAGCAACGCAACAGUUGGUAACAAUAACAGCGAAACAUUAACCACAACGGCGUCAGUUGUAACGGGGGCUACCGGGGGGCAAAAUAAUCGUAGUGGGAACCAAGCUAAAUAUCGCAAAUUCGAAUAAGUUACAUAAGUCGUUACUCUCGCAGAUUGAAUUAUAAAACUCUAUAUUAGCGUUUCAAUGUGACUGCAAGAUUUGGAGCACCAACUCACCUAUUUAUAAAUAUAUGCAUUAAUUUAUAUCAAA